GCCUUGGCUGCGGGCCUUACGGUGGAUUCCACGCCGAGCCAAGCAGGGAGGACGUCGGGAUGAAGCGAUAUUUCACAGCGAAGUGUUUCAGUGCGUUCCAUCCAACAUAAAAUGAGCUCAAAGGUCAGACACUGAGCUGACGGUGGACCAGGGGAGAGCCAAUCAAACGUAGAGGACAGCCUCAGCAUCAAAAUGAGCCAAGACACUACAGAGACACGAACACGAACCCGCUCCAAGGGCAACCGGGUGUCGUCGGAGCUUACGGGACAGGAGAUGAAGCAGGAGUUAAGCAGCUGUCCCACGCCCGGAUGUGAUGGCAAAGGCCACGUCAGUGGAAGAUACUCGCGGCAUAGAAGCAUACUGGGAUGCCCGAUUGUGAAGAAAAGGAAGCUGGAGGAGGCUGAGGCUGAGGCUGAGGCUGAGGCUGAGGAGAACCACUCUGCUCCCAAGAGGAGGAACCAGCCCGCCAUGGCAGCAGCGGAGGAAGGCUUCACAGCAGACAGCGACGCCGCAGAGGAGGACGAGGAGGAGGAGGAGGAGGCGCAGAAGGAAGAGGAAGAGGAGGAAAAGGAAGACCUCAAAGAGAAGAAGAACAACAACACAAAGAGCAGACUGGAGUCGACAAAAACAGACUGCUCCCUGGUGACAACAGAGGACACACAAACAGCAGUUUGUCCUCCGGCUGAGGUUGGCAACAACCAAAGCCUCACCUCCGAGACGGAGAACCAAACGGAGCAGGACAACACUAGUGAGGAAGUCAGCCAUGAUCCUCAGCCAGAGGAAAGGAAGGAGCAGAAGGAGGAAGGUCAGCUGCUGUCAAAGGACCAGUCCUCAGAGCAACCUGAAGAAGAACUUACUGAGCCUGAAGAGACAAAAGAAGAGAAGGAAGAGGAAGCAGAAGAAGUAAAGGAAGAGCAGCAGGAGAGGCUAAAGAAUAUCGUAGAAGAGAAGGUGAUAAAAAGACAUGUGAUGAGCCAGGAAAACUGUGAUCACCAAUACUCCAGCGGAGAUUACAACCAUCAGGCCAAAGAAUCCACAGAGGAGCAGAGGAAGAGGGAUGAAGAGGAGGAGGAG
Molecule: messenger RNA, 1074 nt
Organism: Perca flavescens (yellow perch)
Lineage: Eukaryota; Metazoa; Chordata; Actinopteri; Perciformes; Percidae
Product: myelin transcription factor 1-like
Exons: 7
Biological process (GO): regulation of DNA-templated transcription
Cellular component (GO): nucleus
Molecular function (GO): zinc ion binding
Source: RefSeq, a predicted model, not a curated record